Moneuplotes crassus is the source of this 1762-nucleotide messenger RNA. The record is from the annotation of a GenBank genome assembly. Lineage: Eukaryota; Ciliophora; Spirotrichea; Euplotida; Euplotidae.
AUUCGAUAUAUGUACCUGACAAGUGACACUUAUCAAAAGGAUCUCCAAGAAGCAGUCGACAGAUUGUCAGUGAGAGAGAAUGUAGGUAAGAGGUUAUCAUUUAGGCCAAUUCUCCAGAAGAAAUGAAAAUUAAGGGAGAGUAUAAUGCUAAGCUCAGAAAUCGAUUGAUUAGUUCUAAGAAUCAAUACGACAAAUUAGCCGUCACCAAGCCGAUGAUUGACAAACUUAAUCCGAAGGCUUUAUUUAAGACAACUACAGUUCUAAGCCCAAGUGCUCCUUGAGACUCACCUCGCUGUAAAUCCCUCUUAACUCUUAGUCGAGAACAACGGGUUCAAAUAAAGAUGUCUCCCGAGUAAGCGACCACUGGAAAAAGCUAGAAGCUUUGAAUAAUCCUGAUAAUGAACGUGAGAAAUAAACUUGCUACUUUCUAUGGCGCUUACGACUAUAUCAACAUCAUCAAAUAAGUACAUGGAGUUUGGCACUGAAGACGACCUUAAGAAGAACCUAGAUAAAGCAAAAGAGAACUGGAAUAAGAUCUCAGAUUUGAUCUUUAAUAAUGACCAAAAGUUUUAUACAGCAGGGAAGUUUAUUCAGACUAUUAAUUCUUGCGCCAGGACUAAGAAGGUGGCUAAAAGAGAGAUACCGAAGAUGAGUAUUAAGGUUAAAUAAACCUGAUUCAGCCAGAGGUCUCAAAUUUACGAAGAGGACAACUAAAUAAAUCAAUCCACAGAAGUGGUGAAAGUUACGAAAAGCCAAGCUUGAUGAAUUAUUGUUUCCAAAGAAAGAAUCCUGAGCAGACUCACAAGAAAGCAACAUUAAAUAAAGCACCCCUAAUGAAGAAGAAGUAUGCAAGUAUGCUUAGAGAACACUCAAGGCUUAAUCAACUGAUUGAAGUCCCUAUCCUCAAAACUCGGAUAAAAGAAAGAAGCAAGCCAAUUUAUGCUGGGGAAAGAAGGAUCUCCGAUGUAGAAUUCUUGACUGAAGAAUCAGAAGAUAAUUGUGAUGAGGAUUACUAUAAGAGAGCAAUAAAGCUUAAUUCCCCUGCUGGAUAUAAUAUCCAGGUGUCUUCUCAAGAAAAAGAGCCAGGACAUCUCUUGAAGAAGGAAAAAGAAAUCAGGAUGAAGAAAGAUAUCUGUAGUUUGAAAUAGCUUGAUGAAGAAACUAAAGAAUUCUAAAAGGAGAAAAAUGACAACUGCAUCAAGAAGGGUCUCUAUAUUUGAAGAGCCGUCCAGCACUACCAUUGAUAAAAUCCUAUCAAAUUAUAAUGACAAGGAAAGAAAGAAUUCUGUGGUCAUACUUAAAAAGGUUGCCCUUAAUGAAGAUGAUAAGAAAGUUACAAAGAAUAUUCUAAAUGUAAAAGUAAGCAAAGCUCAUCACAAGAUGCUGCUAUCAAAAUAAGAAAAGCUCAUUUCAUAUUAAAAAGCAAGAAAAAGACAAGAGAGUAGAACGAAAAUUGGGUCUUUUUCAGGGACGGAGUAGUAAGAUUAGUCAGGCUCCGAUGGUUCCUGUACUCAAAACUCAAAGACAAAAAGUGAAGGCACUUCCUUUGAAUCUUGACUUAUCAAUGAUAACUACCCAAAAUGUGUUUGACCCUGUAAGAGAAUUUACCAGCAAACCUGCUUGAAGAAAUAAAAGGUCUUCUAUGACACAGAGAAGAGUCAAGAAAAAGGAUCGUUUCUCAAUGACAAGGAAUAGCUUAGGAACAGACAGCGUAGUUGAACUACAAAUGAGCACUAGGUGGCAAAAUCUGACAAUUGAUUAA